Messenger RNA from Eurytemora carolleeae, 468 nucleotides. RefSeq names its product glutamate [NMDA] receptor subunit 1. The record is from RefSeq and is a predicted model, not a curated record. Bases 118 to 468 code for a protein of 116 amino acids. NCBI's taxonomy places the organism in Eukaryota, Metazoa, Arthropoda, Copepoda, Calanoida, Temoridae. The transcript is spliced from 4 exons.
UCCAUUGAUCAACGAUUUUUUUUCAGAUUUAUGAGGCUAUAGUAGCAGAAAUGUUUAGACUGAACCCAUGGAGGUUGAUUUUCUCUACCCUUUGACCUGACCUGACCUGACCUAAGCAUGGUUUCUCGAACCCUCGUCUCCCUCCCUCUUCACCUUCCACCCCUACCCUUCAUUCUCCUCCUUUUUCUCCCUACAAACCCAGGAAGUUCAGCCAUUAAUAAACCUAAAACCUUAUACAUUGGUGGAGUCCUCAGCACAACAGCAACUGCACAGGCGUUCACAAUGGAGGCACAGCAUAUUGAUUACCAACACCUCUAUCUACCUGAGAAUGUGAGCCUCUAUGAUUCUACACAGAUAAUGGAUUCGAAUCCCAUCAAAACCGCCAUAAUCGUCUGCAAUAAGCUUAUAAAAGAGCGGGUAAGUUAUACAAAUUCAUUAAUAAAAUCAUCAUUGUUUUUUACAGGUUAA